UGAAUUGUCUUAUUCCCAAAAUGGUAGUCUUGAUGGUACGAGUUACACAGUGUCUUGUUUCUUCUAAAUUUUCGACUGUUUAUCGUUCAAUUGGGACCGUAGUUCGAUGGCAAACAGAGUAAAUGACAAACGCACGUGGAGUUUAUAGCAAAGUUCUUGUUAAAUUGUGAACAGUCGACCGAAAAUCGCCUUCAUUCAUUACUGACAGCUGGACGUUCGGAAUUACACACUUUGAUUUUGGGGUGCUAUUUGUGGAACUUUUGGUUGUUAUGGACAUACUUGGGCGAUUUUUAUCAAAUAAAAGUGUUUUAUCAUAGAUGGACGCUUCCUGCUGGCAACCACAACGACAUAUGUGUGCAUUGUUUGAUCUUUUAUGCUGUUGCAUUGUGUUAUUCAAUACACCUGUGAAAUCAUCUUUGGAUACCUUUACUCUUAUUAUAUAUAUAUAUAAGGACCAAAUUUUUUUCAAGUACCUGUGAUUGCACGUGAGAUUGAAUUUGAAAGUUUUGUAACGCUCAAUUUGAAAUUAUUUUCGUUUAUCAUAAAUUUAAAACUCCGGUAUGUACAAAACAUACCAAAAAAAGCAUGGCUGUAACUGUUUGAGUUAAAUCAAAGAUCUUGAGAUAAAAAGCUUCAGUGGUCUACAAAAUGGCGACCUUUUCGCAAUCCUCCAUUGAAAAAGGAUCUGACAUGGUCCAAGACUUAUUGUGCUCGACCUGCGAAGAGGAGAAACUAGAAGAAUCGGCUGAUUAUUAUUGUGAAUCUUGCGUUAAGUUUUACUGCGGAAAAUGUAUUCACUUGCACAGCCAGUUGUUUAAGAAACAUUCCCCUCAUGGAAGGAGUGAUAUGAAGAAAUGGCCUGUUGCCAAGAAGGUGGAAGAUUUCCUUUUUAGAUGUGAUGUUCAUAAGGAAGAAAACUUGGCAAUGUUUUGCAAAGACCAUAGCCAGCUGUGCUGCAAUAAUUGUGCUUUCCUUAAUCACAGGCGAUGCAAAACAGUGAUGCUUUUAUCGGACUUGGUAAAAAAUACCUCCACUGACCUCAAACAAGUAUCAGUUACUAUCCAAACUACUCUGGCAAAACUGAAGAAGCUUCAGGGCAAUCAGGAGGUUAACAUUCAUUCUGUGCAAAGUUCAUAUGAUGAGCAGUUACAAAAGAUACAGGAAACUCGCAGAGAAAUAAAUGCAGCCUUAGACACCAUUGAAAAGAAGACACUGCAGGAAAUGAAAGACUCACUGACCAAACUGCAAGCCUCUCUACAAAGUGAUGUCGACAAAUGUGCCACUCUUCUUGAUGAAUUAAAACAACUUGGAGAUGCUAUUCAGGACAUAAGCGAUAAAAGCAAGCAAGAACUAUUUCUUAUAGCCAGCAUUAAAUGUCAGGACAAAAUACAGCAGUUUGAAAAAUAUCAAAGGGAGAACUUUGCUCAAUUAAAAUCGUCAAUAACUUUUCAGCCUAAUAAUGAAAUUUUUCAGUACCUUUGUAAGUUGUCAGGUCUUGGGAAGAUUGAACACUAUGCCCAGACAUUGACAUUGCAGGGAAGUCCGGACCAAGUCAUAAGGAUUGAUGGGAAGUCCGAGUAUGAUGUACGCCUGCGAAAUGAUUCAAAUAAUGAGUUUUCUUGCAGUAUCAUUGACAUAUGUGUUCUCCCUAGUGGAGAGGUCCUGGUUUUAGACGACAAAAAUAAUAAUGUCAAGCUGCUAAACCAGCAUUACCAGCUGGUGAGUCACUGUAGUGUACCUGGUUUGUCAUGGGGCAUGUGUCAGAUCACACCCUGUGAGGUUGGUGUUACUGUUGGUGAUGAGGUCCAGUUUAUCAAAGUGAACAACAACCAGCUGGUGAAAGACAGAAAGCUCAAGUUUCAACAUCGCUUGUUCAGUAUUGCCUUCCACCAGGGAGACCUGUUUGUCACUUCUAGUACUGAACUUUACAACUACUCACUGAGUGGUAAACUAGUCAGCAAACUUCAUGAGGAUAACUCAAAUACAUUGACAGUCGAUUGUUGUGCAGUGAGCCCGACAGGUGACAAGUUGUAUAUCACAAACUACAUUCAGCACAAGCUCCUCACUCUGGCCAGGGAUGGAUCAGUCCUUUCAACGUUCAUGGACUAUGAAUUGGAAUGUCCUAGGGGUGUACAUGUGACACCUGCAGGCCAGGUACUGGUAUGUGGUUCCAAAACUAUCCUACAGGUUGACAGUAAGGGCAGUAGAAAGCUGGCCACUCUGGCUACAAUGAGCAAUGGGCUUCUGAACCCACGGUCAGUCUGCUACAACAGCAAUACUGACUCCAUUAUUGUGGGACAGUUUAGUAACAAAAAUAUCCUGGUGUACAAAGUGAAAUAGCUUAUCAUUCUUGUAUCUGAUUUGUGUAAUAAUAAUAAUGAUAAUAAUAAUGAUGAUACAUGUAAUAAUAAUAAUGAUACAAAUUACAUUGCUGUUAGUCAAUGAGCACUUUGGUACAGAGCAACACUUUUUUAAAUAUAUAUACAGUACAUGUGUAGGAAUAAGUGAUAUAAAUGGCAAUAGCUGUUUGUGUAAUAGUGAUAUGUUACAAUGCAAGAAUGAAUUUGAAGUGUGGAUAUUUUUCUUGAAAUAAUGUUAUCUGAAGAGUGUGAUUUAUGUGUAACAAUUGCUUGAUUUAUUCCUCUAUUUACUCUUUAAGUGGCUCUGAUAUAAUUUAGUCCAUGGAAAACUUAUCAAUUGAUAAUAUUGGUGGAACUAAUAUAGCCACAAUUUGGUCAUUAAUAGAUAGUUUUCACAUAAAAACACCUUUUAAAUGCAUUUUUUACAGGUUGUAUAAUUGUUUUCCAUCUUUUUGCGCUUGAUUUGCUUCUCAUAAUUUGUAACAUUAAGUGCCACUAGAAUGAUGAUACAUAGAGAAUAACUGGUUACUGCCCAAUUGUUUUGUCAUAUAUAAGGGGAGGCUUAAAAUAAACAAGAGAUGUGUUUGUCAGAACCACAAUACCCCCUAUUGCGCUACUUUGAUUUAUUUAUUUAUUGUUUAUCAUUUGACAGGUACAGAUAAUUACCUCCCUUUAAAGCUUAUUACUUCCCUUAGAAUUGUUUUUUUUACCUUGAAGGAUGACCUUGACCUUUCACCACUCAAAAUGUGCAGCUCCAUGAGAUACACAUGAAUGCCAAGUAUCAAGUUUCGAUCUUCAAUAUUGCAAAAGUUAUGGCAAAACUUUAACCGUACUUUAACCAAGGUUAAAGUUUUGGGACAGAAUGACAGACAGACUGGCCAAAAACAAUAUGCCCCCAAUCAUUCAAUCCGGGGGCAUAAAAAGGGCCAGGCAUGCAUAGCUAUAAUUUUCUUUGUGUGGAGCCUGAUAUAUUACAAAACAGUAAGGCAGUUAUCUGUUUUUAGCUCACCUGAGCACAACGUGCUCAUGGUGAGCUUUUGUGAUCGUCUUUUGUCCGUCGUCUGUUGUGCGACAUCAACAUUUGCCUUGUUCACUCUCUAGAGGCCACAUUUAUUGUCCAAUCUUAAUGAAAUUUGGUCAGAAGAUUGGUUUCAAUGAUAUCUUGGAUGAGUUCGAAAAUGGUUACGUUUGCUUGAAAAACAUGGCUGCCAAGGGGCGGGGCAUUUUCCUUAUAUGGCUAUGAUGUCGGUUGGUUGAAAAACAUGGCUGCGAGGGGGUGAGCAUUUUUCCUUAUAUGGCUAUAGUAAAAUCUUGUUAUCACUCUCAAGGCCACAUUUAUUUCCUGAUCUUCAUGAAACUUGCUCAGAAGAUUUGUCCAACUGAUAUCUUGGAUGAGUUCAAAAAUGGUAACCUUUGCUUUAAAAAUAUGGCUGCUAAGGGGCGGGGCAUAUUUCCUUAUAUGGCUAUAGUAAAAUCUUGUUAACACUCUAGAGGCCACGUUUAUUGUCCAACAUUCAUGAAACUUGGUCAGAAGAUUUAUCCCAAUAAUAUCUUGGAUGAGUUCAAAAAUGAUGCCGGUUGGUUGAAAAACAUGGCCGCCAGGGGGCGGGGCAUUUUUCCUUAUAUGGCUAUAGUAAAACCUUGUUAACACUCUAGAGGCCACAUUUAUUGUCCAAUCUUGAUGAAAUGUGGUUAAAAGAUUUGUCUUAAUGACAUCUUGGAUGACUUUUAAAAUGGUAACGUUUGCUUGAAAAACAUGGCCGCCAAGGGGCGGGGCAUUUUUCCUUAUAGGCUAUAGUAAAAUCUUGUUAACAUUCUAGAGGCCACAUUUAUAAUCCGAUCUUCAUGAAACUCGGUCAGAAGAUUCAUCCCAAUAAUAUCUUGGACGAGUUCAAAAAUGAUGCCGGUUGGUUGAAAAACAUGGCCACCACGGGGGCGGGGCUAUUUUCCUGAUAUGGCUAUAGUAAAAACUUUUUAACACUCUAGAAGCAAUAUUUAUUUUCCAAUCAUCAUGAAACUUGGUCAGAAGAUUUGUCCCAAUGAUAUCUUGGAUGAGUUUGAAAAUGGUUUUGGUUGCUUUAAAAACAUGGCCACCAGGGGCAUUUUUCCUUAUAUGGCUAUAGUAAAAUCUUGUCAACACUCUAGAGGCCACAUUUAUUGUCCAACCUUCAUAAAAUUUGGUCAGAAGAUUGGUUUCAAUGAUAUCUUGGAUGAAUUCGAAAUAAUUAUGUAUGCUUAAAAAAAGGCUUUUACGGGGCGGGGCAUUUUUGCUUAUACGGCUAUAGUAAAAUCUUGUUUACCCCCCUGAGGCCACAUUUGCUGUCCGAUCUUCAUGAAACUUGGUCAGAAGAUUCAUCCCGAUAAUAUCUUGGACGAUUUUUAAAAAUGAUGCCGGUUGGUUGAACAACAUGGCUGCCAGGGGGGGCGGGGCAUUUUUCCUUAUAUGGCUAUAGUAAAUCUUAUUAACACUCUAGAGGCCACAUUUAUUGUCCAACCAUCAUAAAAUUAUGUCAGAAGAUUGGUUUCAAUGAUAUCUUGGAUGAGUUCGAAAAUAAUUAUGUUUGCUUGAAAAAAUGGCUUCAACGGGGCAGUGCAUCUUUCCUUAUAUGGCUAUAGUAAAAUCUUGUUAACACUCUAGAGGCCAUAUUUAAUGUCCGAUCUUCAUGGAACUUGGUCAGAAGAUUCAUCCCGAUAAUAUCUUGGACGAUUUUCAAAAAUGAAGCUGGUUGAUUGAAAAACAUGGCUGCCAGGGGUCGGGGCUUUUUUCCAUAUGGCUUUAGUAAAACCUUGUUAACACUCUAGAGGCCACAUUUAUUUUCGGAUCUUCGUGAAACUUGGACAGAAGAUUUGUCCCAAUAAUAUCUUGUUAUCUCAGGUGACCGACUUUGGGCCUUUCAGGCCCUCUUGUUUCUGUUUAUCAUAUCUUUACAUCGCCAUGUUAAAAGAAAUAAUGACAUAUUUCGCUACAACGCUGCAUUUUUAAUGGAAAGAAAAAUGAUUUUUGAUGUUUUACUUGUUGUCAUGAGUAUUGUGUGUAAUACUUGUGAAAUAUGUGUUUUGCUGUGUUUUUUUGGUCUUUUUACGGAAGUUCCCGCUUACAUGUACCAAAUCAAGAAGCUACAGCUAGUUCAAAAUCAUGUCGCAAGAGCAGUCCUAAACGCUUCUUGUGAAGAACCACUGAUCUCCUAAAAAAGUUACAUUGGCUCCUUGUAGAGGCCAGGGUGAUGUUUAAAGUUUAAGUUGUAGUAUUUCGGGUAAUCAUUAAUAUGGUACAGCUCCAGUUUACAUGUACAUAAGAGAAUUGUUCGUACCUGCUUAAGGACAAUACAAAUUAAGGUAACACACUUACACAAAAGUCAACAUCCCUAGACGACGAACAAAACUAGCUGAGAGAUCUCUUGCCGUCUUCGGUCCGAAAUGUUGGAACAAUCUACAUGAAUAACUAAGGCUUGUCAAUCUGAAGCCAGUUUUCGAUCAAGGCUGAAAACACAUCUCUUUGGACAAUUUUACAACAGUGAGUGUACUUGAAGGAUUAGUAUGAAGUCUGCAUUUUUACUAACCAAAAUAGUAAUUGUUUGUUGAUUGUUUUCACGUUCUUGAACAUAAAAUGUAUACAAUGUAUUGUAAACUAGUUUGGGCUGAAUAUGUACAUGUAAUUGUGAAGCGCUAUAGAAUAUGUAAACAUUGUUUGCGCUAUUUAAAUGCUAUGUAUUUGUAUUUGUAUUAUUUGUACAUUUUUGUGUCAAAAGUAUAUUACAAUUUUUAUCCAA
Dreissena polymorpha is the source of this 6130-nucleotide messenger RNA. Its product is annotated as protein PML-like. NCBI's taxonomy places the organism in Eukaryota, Metazoa, Mollusca, Bivalvia, Myida, Dreissenidae. The coding region runs from base 649 to 2340 and encodes 563 amino acids. The transcript has 3 exons. Gene Ontology annotation, biological process: positive regulation of DNA-templated transcription. Gene Ontology annotation, cellular component: chromatin; nucleoplasm. The record is from RefSeq and is a predicted model, not a curated record. Gene Ontology annotation, molecular function: ubiquitin-protein transferase activity; zinc ion binding.